AUGGCUGAACAGGGUCCUAGUGGCCCUCGAUCGUUUGCAAAUUUUGAUGAAAGCGUUUCUUUUGCGGAGCCUCAAUUGCGGUCUGAAAUGUUGGAUGAUUCAUUUAAGAACGUUAGGUUUGUUCAAGAUCAGUCUGAGGAACUAGCUAAAUUAAGAAUUGAUAAUUUUAACCUACGCUUGUUGUGCCAUAAAUAUGAUGAAGUUUUUAAAAGAGGCCAAAUUGAAAAUGCAGGACUUCGAAUCUACAAUCUCGAACAAGAGAAUAUGAAAAUUCGUGGCCAGCUAGAUCGUGCCUCGCGAAUUUUAUCGUCUUUAAAACAUGAAAAUGAAAGUUUGAGGAAUGAUAAUGAAAAAUUAACGGAAAAUCUUGAGAUCUCCGUUAAUGAGUGGCAAAGGAAGUACGACUCGCUCUUCGCUGACUUUCAAAAACUGAAAGUCUCUGAAAGAAGAUCAGAAAGUCGAUGCGAAGUGAUUGAAAGCGAAUCAUUUCGACUUGAAACUGCGAAAAAUGCUGAGUUGUCAACCCUCCAACAGAUGUUGACCUCUGCUGAAUCAAAAAUUACUCUUUUGGAAACAGAGAUAGCCGAAUUACGUAGCAAAGGUAAUACGUCGAUCGAUCGGCUCUCUGGUUGCAUUGAUGUUGAGGAUAAAGAGAAUGUUGAUUUGAAUGAUCUUCUUACUCCCUUGUCGUCACCCCUCAAAAUGAGUCGGGGUAGCCUUCUGCGUCGGUACGUUGCGGCUCAAGAAAUGUUAAAAUCCCUCAACUCAAACUGUGAUUCUCUGUCAAUUAAUCUCUCCAACUGUCGACACGAACUCUCGAUCUCGGAGAACAAAUUCCGUCUCCUCUUAGAACAGUAUAAUGAUGAAAAAGCUUCUCACUUGAGGGAUCUCGAGCAAAGGGACGAGCUGGAAAAGAAUCUUCAUGAUCGGAUCGCCGAUCUCCUCAGGGAUUGCAGUGAUAAGGACGAGUUGAAUGAGGAAUUAACAGGGGAACUCAAACAAUUGAAGGAAUUUGACGCUCGUAUCAAAGAGGAACACUUGAGGCAGCUAAACAAGCUACACUCGUUACUAGAGGAUAGAGAGCGCGCUUUGUUGGAAAUGUACGUUCCAGAGGCUACUCAUACUCCUACCGAAGAAAGUGAGGUGGUGGCCGAGGUAACUCAAUACCAUCAUGACCCAGAUUCCAGUAUUUUUAACUCGAACGUGGAUGUUGUCACAAAGGAGAAGGCGGAAGAGCAGCAAAUGACGGAUGUGACAUCAUAUGUCGAGAUGAACAAACUCCAACACGAGGUGGCUCUUUUGAGAAGUAAGCUGGUCACACAAAUCAAAGCCAACACUCGUCUCAAGGCCGCUUUCAAUGCCCUCUCCGAGAGCAAUCCUCCCCCUCAAAAGGUCGUCACCGACAAUCCUCCCGUCAACAUAUCAAUUUCCCUCAACCCUUCCAUUCUUGAGGAGGCAGGGAACACAUCUCAAGUUAAUGAAUCCUUCGCUAGUCUUCUUAAUUCCAACAAGAAGGUGUCCCAGACUCUGGACAGAACAGUGAAUGAACUCAAAUCUGCCCUUAGUAGGGUGGAAGCUGAG
Molecule: messenger RNA, 1581 nt
Organism: Rodentolepis nana
Lineage: Eukaryota; Metazoa; Platyhelminthes; Cestoda; Cyclophyllidea; Hymenolepididae
Source: the annotation of a GenBank genome assembly